Porites evermanni is the source of this 12206-nucleotide messenger RNA. Lineage: Eukaryota; Metazoa; Cnidaria; Anthozoa; Scleractinia; Poritidae. The record is from the annotation of a GenBank genome assembly.
UUCUAAGUGCCGGAAAUAAUAUUUUGUUGUUCGUUUAAAACCUCUAGGAUGCACGGAAAAAACAAUUCAUACCAGGAAUCCAUUUUGGCGCGAGUGUUGCCCUAGGCUCUGUGUUACGUUCUUGAUGGAUCUGUUUGCUUUCAAGUUCUAUUGAUCGACCAUUCGAGUAACUGAGGACUCGCAGUUAGCUACAUUACAGUGUAACAACAUUUAACGGAAAGAGAAGUAAGUUCUACCUAUAAAAUACUGUUCAGUGGCUAGCGUUUUUUUGGCUUGCAGUGCAAAACAUGGGAAGGUUACGACGAAAAAACAAACCCAAUGGUCCUCUUGAUGGCUUGUUGACACAAACACUCGCAAAACGUGUUUGUGGUUUCAUGUCGUAGAUAUUUUUAUCAAGGUUGUUAUCCUUUAGUUUGGCUGAUAAUCCCUUAGUAUUGCGAGCGUGUUAGUUUAGCUUUGGAGGGGGCAUGAAGAUACGGCAAUGAAUGGCGAAAUAUGCUGAAUUGUAAAAACUGUGGCAGAGCCUGCGUAACUACCCAAAUGCAAUCGAAAUCAAAGCUUGUGGUCGUCAUUUUCAUAAGAGGUAAAUGUAAUGCAUUUUAUACGGUAUAGAAAUUGAGGACCCUCAAUCGUCUAUCCGGAAUUGAAAGAGGCAUAUAAAGCCUCUUAACUUCCAAAAAUAUCUCGGUUUUUUAUAUUCCUUAGCAGAAAUCGCCGCCAUCUUUUUGCUUUUUAAUUUAUUUUACUGUCCAACCCUUUUCUUCAGCGUUAUAUAUGCAACCUUCAGUCACUGCAGUCAAGAACAUCGGCUCUGCAUACCGAAUCGAUCGUACAUGUGUAUUGAAGCAUGCGGAUUGAUUUAGUUAUGAAAGUAUUGGUUUUUGAAAACAGAAAAACUUCUGCUGGAAUGAAAUAAAUAGAGCAAAACAACUGAUAACCAAAAAGCACCAAACAGCCACUAGAAGUUCAUGGCGAGUCUGUCAAAUUUCUGACUCUAGUCAAUUUUUGAACGGGAGCUUAAUGGUCUAUAUCUGAACCAAAAGAUAUUUUCUGCAAGUUCAUUAAUGGAGGAAAAAUGCUAAAGAUGAAUAAAAUCGUCGUAUACUUAAGAGUAAAUCCAGAUUUUUAUUAAGAAGGCGCGCGCCAGAGCACUUCACUGAAUUGGAGAAUUCGCCAAUCAUCCUAUUAGCAUUUUUGCUUUCGGUUUUGACAUCAACAUCUCUUUUUCUCAUAUAUUUGAAGUUGUUGCAUAACUUACUUUAUUUGCAACCUGAACAGAGCCGAAAAUGGGUUCAUUCUUGUGAUAACGAUUUUCAGCUGCUAUUUCCCACAAAAAUGAAGUUUAACUUGUUUGCAGCACAAUAGAUCAUGUCAUAGAUAAUCGCAAGAGAAUUACUGGGUAUAAAUAACAAUAAAUAAUCCAAAGCAAAAGAAUGCCAUUGUCAGCGGUCAGACUAAUAUGACUAAUUAGCCUUUUUGUCGUAUAUGAAGCAAGUGAUAUAGACUAGCUCUGUAUGCCAAAGGGGCACCCUCACUUGAGAAUAUGGCGAUAUGGGCUGUUUGAUCCUUGCUCAGCAAAUUCUGGGGAAAUGAAGAGUUGGGUUAGCAAGCUCGUCAUUGCCUUAACAUAAAAUGCUGACAGGGGGAACAGAUGUUGGGAACAACCGAUAAAACUGCUAACAAUAUUGUUGGAGUUGAUGCUACUUGCUUUAAAAGCUUGUCUCAACAUCGUCUCGACAUUCCGAUUGUUUGUUGUUUUAAGUUCACGCUUUCAACUGCUUUCAACUUAAAGCGAAACUAGCUCGGCACGUACGCGCAAAGUAUCUGUUUUUGCUUUUGUAAUGUUAACCACCAGCUAACUAUUCACGAAAAAUAAAAAUGCAAGACUUUUCUGAAAAACUUUAUUUGCCCCGAGCUCGUUGAACGAAAGAUCUUCCAAAAUCGCAUUGUUUGAGGAUCUAUGAGUCACGUCUUACGAGGAUUUAAGCGAAAAAUGUUUUCUUUGCCAAAAGUAGGCAAUGUGAGACAACUUCAAAAAAGUGGCCAUUUUGGGUGGAUUGUGUCUUAGACUGUAAAUGAUCGGAGUACAUUACAUGAUAAGUCGACAUACUUUUGUGACGGCAGCGAUAAUCAAAUAGUUUAUGCCCUUUUUUAAUGUGUACAGUAGACAGUCGUGAACAGAUAGGCAGAUGGCCCAUUACAGUAGCCGUUUUUAAUUCUAAAAUGUUUAGGUAAUGGAUUCUUGACACAGAACUAUAAAUGAAGCAAUUUCCUGACCUAAGGAUAUGGUCUUCUUGUAUCAAUUUCAAACAAACUCUGGAGUCUAGAAAAUGAUUAUGAUCGGAAAUGUUAUCCUAAUUUUGUGAAUAUCUAAUUUACGGAUAACGGGCGGAGACAUUUGGAAUGAUUAUCUGUAAAAAGGUUUUCACUGUCUGGAUGAUAAUGUCAAUAUUGAACCUUCCGACCCCUCCCCGUGUCAAAUAUUCUAGAUCCGCUUACACUGUGUCUAGCUAGGCUGAAUGUGAAAUGCCACCGACAGACUGUUGCUACGAAAGAUUCAGCCUGACAGCAUGCUUUUAAAUAUAAUUGUUAUACAUGCACCCGUUACAAACAACAUUACCUGUUAUUGUCUGUGGUGCUCGCAAUUCUGAACUUUUAUUUCAAGUCGACGUUUUGCGAAAGGCGCUAAAAAGCAAACGACGACAAAAUUAACUGCUGACUAUUUGUAUCUUUACCACUGUAAAAAUAGUCAAGGUAUCAAGCUUUUUCGAAACACCUGCUCUGGCAUUGUUAAAUUCACUACGUUCGAGUUCGCAACGUACAUAUUCGCGUCGCUGCCAUUGGCAAAGUCCAAAACUUGCACACUCGGAGGAUAGGUAAGGUUAAUUUUUGAUAUAUUGAUAGAGUUUGACCGAGCUAAAGAAAUGUCUGGUGUAAUUGUUGUCGAAAUAAAUUAUGCUUCCGCUACGGCUUUUUGUCGGCAGUCAGCCACGCCUUAAAACGUAGAUAUAAAGUGAAAAAGAAAGACUCGCUGCUAUUUUUUUCCGCCAUAGUCAGCGAAAGAUACACAAUAAUUGCUUCUAUUAGCUGGUGUAAUAAUGUAAAUUAGCCAACGUGUUUAAUAAGCGUUUUUUUUUUUGGCAAAAGUUUCCAUGUUGAAAGCUAGCCAGAUUAAAAAAGCCAAACUUUGGCAUUUCACCUUGGCCACCCCGCAUAAAAUGAUGUAAAUAUUUGAUCGGAACCUCCUACCACGUACUAAAACACAUAUUUUUUUUCACUGCAAUUUGGCUCUGUAGGAAUUGUUGUUCGCAGUAGCGCGCAGUGUCUUCCUCUUAUUUGACUAUAAAAUAUUCUGCUUAUAAGAAUUGAUUUGAUUAUCUCCAACGUGACUUACUCCUCACUGAAAACUGCUCAGUCAACUUGGUAAGUGCGCAAAAUAAUCACUGAGAAUUAUUUGACCUUUUGUCGUAGAUUAGAACUGACUUUUUUAAAGUUCUCGAUAAUUGCAACACAUCGUAAAAAUUUAUCUACGAUGCACUUGGCCUCCUUAUCUUAAAAGUUGAACAAAAAAAUGUGCUUCUAAACUUAAUGGCUAAUAUGCUCACGUUCCGGAUGUCUGACAUUUCAUGUCUAAUGAGAAAAAAAUUAUAUAUAAAAUGUAAGAUUUUAACAGGAUUUUUAGUUUUAAAAGUAGUAGUCCAAUUAGAGCCCUAGAACGGGCUUUUCACGUUAUCAGCCACACCUAGAAAACAUGGAUUUAAACCAAUUAUGUAUCAGGUGUUAUAAUUUACAGUUGUGAAACAACAAUGAAAAAGGAAAAGCCAUCAGAAGGCGAACUCGUUUUAAAAGCUGAUAACGGAUUCUUCUUGUAAAAGCUACUUUCAAAUAUAAUUUAUGUAACAGACAGCGAUGAAAGAUAACUAAAUUACAAUAACCUUUUUCAUUUCGUAGUCUGAACAAAAGAUUAACUCAGAUCAAGACACUGCCUUUCAUUUAUGAAAAACAAAUUCAAGAGGUUUUAUUCUAAUGGUGACAACAGGCUUUCGUCCACAGAAUAUGUGAAUCAAAUGUUAAAAACUGCAUGCAACAAGAAAAUUCUAUUCCUAAAAGUUUUUUGUUUUGCUUUGCUUCACUUUACAUGACAUUACCUAUUUUGAACAAUGACAGCAGAAAAUGAUAGCGGUAAGAAUCAAUUAACCAACUAAUUAAUAAAAACAUUACAUCAUCUCUUUUCAUAUAAAAUUAAGAAAAUCGUGACUGAACAUAAAAGCUGCAAAUUACUAAUUAAUCAACACAGUUACAAAGCAGCAAAGUUUUUAAAGCAAUAUCCAAGUAAUUAAAUAAUUAAAGUGAAACUUUAUUUUAGAUAUCCAUUCAUAGAUUUUCGUAUAAAGAUGUUCAACUUUAAUCUUAAUUCAUUGACGAAGACAACAGACUCGUAAAAGUACUAUGUGGUCUAGUAAUCCUGCCUGCUUCAAUGUGCAGACUGUGUAGAAUACACUGUUCCCGAGGCAAGCUAGUAGUGGCUAUCAAAGAAAAUUUUAAAUAUGGCAUAAACCGGCGUCAGUUUAAUUUCCCAUGUUUGAUGUUAAUGUUGAUAAACUUUGGCGGCUGGUUAGUUCAAGCUUUCGUGAUUUUAGGUUGAUGUCGAGGUACGGAACAAACAAAAAGCGAAGCAGACAUUCAAGGACACAGUUGACAAAUGCGAUCGUUAAACGAGGACGUGAGGAAAUAGCAGUUUAGCUCAUGCACGUAGACUGCAAGACAGUCCGUAUUUCUGCGUAUUCAAGUACGCGCGAUCCGCGAGCAGCCAACGAAAGGUCUGGAACGAGGCUGAAAACAGAGAGCGAGACUGGGGAGAGACUCUCGCCUCACACGCCUUACGGACGUGUGAGGCUUGCGCGCUUCGCGCUUAAGACUCUUACCCCACGCUUCACCGAUUUCUUUACUGAUUUUGAGAAAAAAACCGACUGUUUUGCAGUCUAUCAUGCACGCAUCCCCCUUUUUUCUUCUCGCCUGUAGAACCUGUAUAUGUAAAAAUAUUUGUUCCACUCAUACACGUGUGUACAUUCUGUCACGACGCCCGUUUAUGCUGCUGACUCAGAUAAAAAACUUAAUCAUAUUAUCAGCCUGAGAAUUGAACAAUGAUUCAUCACCCUUCAUCUAAUAUUAAUUGAAGUUAGUAGUAGAAUGUCUUUCAUACCUUUUUCAGUAUGGGGUAUGGAUAACGGAAAAAUAAAGGGGCGGGAUCAGUGUUUAAAAUCUAUGUGUACAGAUAAGCAGGUAAUUUUAAGUGGACUUACAUUUUUCUUAAGAAGCUUAAAUAUAUAAAUAUCUUACCCCUCUUGGGCAAGCCUGAUUUUUAAGUAAUUUUUAUUAGUAUCCGUUACCAUUCAACCAUUUUUCAUAUUUUUUUGGCUCAGAAAACAAAACCAUAAGUCUUCUAAGCCUAAUUGUUCUUUUGGUGUUUAUCCACUGAGAGACUGUCGAAAAGUCGAGAUGCUUCUAAAAAGUUUAUCAAAAAAUUCGUCAGAAGUGAUGUUAGUUGCGUUAUAAUGAACUGGGUGUCUUGCUACAUUCAUAUCACUGACGGAGUGGAAAAGAGGUUCCCUUAAUUCCAACUUGCGUUAAAAGACUGAAACAGACAAUACUGUAAAGAGCACUUAACUUGACCCCACAUAUUAAGAAAACAGUCCUUUUUUUGUUCAAUGUAACUCAAAUGAAUAGCUACGUGAAGGCCUCUAAAAAACAGUUACUCACACUCAACUCAUUGUUACGUUUGAGAAACUAACCGCAGGAAAAAUGCAUCCUCUUUUUGUUUUUAUGCGUUUUGGUUUAUUCCGAAUUAAUACAAUAAGAAGGGAUUAUCUUGCGUUAAGCCCUCCGGAGGAAUGUGCCAGAGUUUCCAUUAUUAACCUGACGGGAGGUCAAUAAACAGCAGUAUAUACCGAGAAGGUACGUAUCUUACCUCUUCACUUUGGCAUUUGCAGAGUCCACUGCAAGCUUAUCAAGGCCUACUUUUGUUUGGUUCAUCAUAGACCACGGAGAGGGACGUUUCUUUGUUCAUAACUACAUAGGUAAGACUGCUAGUCCUACUCGCUGAUGUUAUUUAAUUAAGCAAGUGGUAAACCACUUUUCAUACAGCUGUAGCUUCAUCACAUGUGAUAUGUGAUUAACAAGAUUCAAAUAAGUUUUCUAUCACUACAUAUCCUGCAUUGUCUCAGUUUCUUCUGUCGAAUUUUCAACUCAAAGCGUUAUGAUACGUCUUUUCAUUGCACUGUUAAGUAUGUGAUUCUAAGAACAUGCAUUUACCACAGAUUGCUCAGUGGAAACGUAAACUUAAAACUUUGCCUUUCCCGAAAUUACUGAGAAAAUAGGAUGUGAUGGCUAAGCACAAAUAUGCUAAGACAGGAAGGAAAAGAGGAUUUUAUGCGUUGUUUUGUUAUUCAAAAUUUCUGCUCUUUCCGAUGUCCGCAAAAAUAAGAAAAAAUAACCUUGACCUUUCCAGUGCGUCUUUGUCACUUACAAAGACUUGGAUGGUUGGCAACUAACUUUGAAUCAGCGGAAUAAUUUUAAUAAUUAUUACCAGCCAAGUUUUCUGACACAAUCUUCUUGAACUGAUCCAGUAUGCAUAACUGCCGGAUUGUUUUGCGGACAGACUUCUGGACUCCCAAGGGCUUUGCUUAAAAGUUUAAGGAGAAGAAUUUGUCAAUAGAACUUAUUAACCACUUUUUCUCAUUUUCCGAAAAUUCCAACGACCACCCGGAGUUAUUGCUGUGACCAUCCAAUAGUUUUUAAUUUUUUUCUGUUUUUGAAAAACUGAAGAUUGUGAACGUGCCAAAAUUUGGGCCUUGGUCACUACUCUGGUCACUACUGGAAGUAACUCAGGGGCACCCAACGACAAUUUUCGGAAGAAUAUCUGUUCGGAAGACUAUUUUAGAUCUAGAAUUUUCGAAACAUUUGUUGUAAAAUUUCUGGCUUGCCUGCCUCUCCUAGGAUUUUCGAACAUCUAAAAAUGGUAUAAUUGCCUAUUUUUAACGGAUUUUUACCCUAAAAAGGUCACCUAGAAUUUCGGGAGCCUUUUUUCUGGCUGAUAUUUUCGAAAAGGUAAGUUUUGAUCCCUAUAAUUUUCGGAUCACUAGACUUUCGGCUAGGAAAUCCGAGCAGAUGAGAAAUUUUUAGGGGAUAAAAAUAUGCCUAUAUCUACUGUUUAAAUACUAAAAUACGUUUAACAAUACUAUGUUUAAGUGGUUUUGAACUAUAUUCUCGUUGGGUGCCCCUGGUAACUAAGGGUAGGUUAUUGCCCCCGCCUGAGUGAAAUUCCGAAGAGGCCGCUCUAGUAGCUCGCCGUGUAGUAAGAAAAGUACUUACAGAGAAAAUAUACAGUCAGUAUGUCAGAAAAAAUCUCGAUUUGCUUGAACAGGGGCCGCAUGGAAUCGUUUGGUAAUGCAUGAUGACGUUUCUAUUGUUUGCGCCCGCAAGUAAGAGAUGGUUAGGAUGACGUAAAACCAGGAGCCUAUGACGGCUUAGGUAGAUUUUGUGACAUUUAUUGUACACUCAUGCACUUCUUUUGCGUUACGUGUUAUCUGGGUGACAUUCUAUGGAGCAGCUGUUUUGAAAGUUAAGGACCAAAAAAACGCGGCACUCGUUGAGCGCAGAUGAAGUUAUAUUUCAGUAUUAGGUGCGUAUAACUGUGUACAUAUAGACCCAUAUAAACAGUGAAAUACUUUGCCGGACUCGAGUUAACAAAUAAUCUUUGAUUGGAAACAAUUUGCCAGACACUUCUCUCCCUUUGGGGGAAUAAAACUCAGUCCACAAACAAGCAAGACGAGUAAAUAAACGGCUAGCUUACCACUAGCAGAACGAUGAACGAUUACAGAAAUUCGCCGACAAUGCUGACUUAAUCCUUGCUCACAGAUUUCCUUCUAUAAAGUUAAAAAAAUAAUAAUAAUAAUAACCAGAACACGCCAGCGUGAAUUCAUCAAACCUUCGAAUCUCGAAGGCUUACUUUCCGGCAAAUAAAAAAAAUUCCCGCAAUUUCUAAUUACAUCUUUUGUUAUGGUUUAGAAUAAACUACUCUCGAACUGACUGAAACUGUUUUGAUCAAAGCUGUGCAAAUCGAACUGAAUUAAUCAGUGCAUGGAACCUUGAGUUUCCUAUUUUUAACUCACCUAUUGUAUGGAAUCCAUGGAACAUGUAUGAAAAUCUUCAUUAUGAAUCGGUACAUUUCAAGGAGCUAAACAACGAAACGAUCAAGAAUACUGUUGACCGACAAUGUACAGAGCGGGGGCAGCUGUAGUGUCAACUAUUAAUAGUGGAUAUUACACAAGCAUUUAAAGGGGAAAGCAAGGACGCAGACUUUCAGUUAUCAGCAAGUUACCCAGUACAUACGAAUGUUGCUUGCGGUCACCCUUACAUCGAAAAUUAAGACCAGCCAAAUGGAUGAAUUAUCAGUUUUAAGGCGUCUUGAGCCUUCCGAACAGAUAUGCUACUUAACAGUUCUCGCUUGCAACUGAAACCAUUUAAAGUAGGUCGUGAAAAGCAAUGUCCAGAUACUCUGUUAAGUCGCUCUUUGACCUUCAUUAAAUACUCGAUGACGUUUAGACCUUAAUCUUCAAAUAUUCCGCCCCAGCGUUAACAGCGCGUUAAACUGGGAAAAAGUCAUGGAGUAAUUGGGCGUGAAUAGCUAUUAAUACACAAAAAAGAAUAAAGGUGAUUUGUUUUGAUGGCGCGGUAAAGCGCCAUCAAGAUUUACUGUUUCACUGUGAAUUAUUUUGAUAAUAAUUAGAGACUCCAAUAGAACUUCUAACUCUUCUAAGUCUUUUAAUUCCCUGUUAUCUGCCUGCAGUUUUGUAUUUGAUCUGAAAAAGGAGGGAAAAGCAGGAAAACGUCCGAAAGACUUUGCCAUUGGCCCCUUUUCUCUUAUCAGCAAAGAACGAUAAGAAACUUUUUUAUCCAAACGUGGAUCGUCUGCAAAGAGGCUUUUUAAAACUAAUCUCGCCUACGCCUUGAUAUUUAUCGCUGCAGAAAUUAAUCUUAGUUUACCUCCCAGAGACGAACUAUAAUAUUUUAUCCUGGACUAAAAGAUAUUUUUCUUUUCAAUGUUCAAUAAAAGACUUUCAAAAGACGCCAGAAUCAUUCACGUGUACUGUUUUUUUUUUGUUUUUGGCUAAAGUGCAACGAAAUGAAUUAUGGGAUGGUAAUCUAAGCCAAAUGACGUCAUCAGGAAAUCGACAGCCAAUUUUUAUUACCUUUGACUGUACUGCCUGCCUGUAGAAGGAUUGUGUUGUAAUUUUCAUGCAUUUAAAUCUUAAGUUUUUAACUUAACCUCACUGCUGAAUAACUCUUAAAUUAAACCUCAGGGCAUCAUCAAAUGAUUGAAUUGAAGUUGAUGUGAAGGCUUUUGUUCACGGUUUUUGACAUAGUUGUAAAACCUUACGGCAUUAUCAAAGGAUGGCGAAAUUUAAAGUGAUGUAAAAGUAAUUGUUCACUGAGUAUGCGAUUUUAGCUAGUUUAAUUCAAACCACUGUCAAACUGAUCAUCAUCUAUUCAUAAUAAGAUUCCAGAUAUUUCCCGAAGAUUUUCUUGUCAAUAAAGACGCUAAUAAAUUUUAAGUAGCUUAUCGUCCUUUUGGCGGUAGAUUUAUCUAUUUCCGCGGCCUUGGUGUCCGUUUGAAGUUCUAAGGCGUUUCCGUUGACUCGACACUCUUACUUUUAAUAGAAUGGUAAAUUUUUGUCAUAAGUCGACAGCCAGUUAUAAUUGAAACUCACCGGUUAUCAUCAUCUUUAUCACAUACUUAAAGAACUUAGCUCUUGUUUUGACCAAAGUUCAAGCAGUUAAUUAGACGUAAAAAUGCAUGUGUAGGCAAGUUUUUAGCCUGUCUACAGCAUAGCAGCACUCCAUAUUUGUCAGUCGGCAAUGCGGAGUGAACAAACGGCUCUUGAAAUCUAAAGCCAUGCCCAGGCAAAUUCCUGCACGGCUGAUAUAUAUAUAGAGGCUGCAUCGGUAAGUUUCUUAGAUGUAAUAUCAUCUUGCACCAGAAGGAAUUAGUAGCUAAGACCUAUUGAACGUGGAUUUUGUCAGCUCUUCUUCCACACUCUCCAGCUUGACCUGUGAAAUCUUUGAAAAUUCAGUAAGUCAAUUUUUCUGAAAUCUUUUUCGAUAAUGAAGCAAUUUUAGUACGGUAUUUAUCAGGAUGAACUAAACGUUAAUGAGGAGUGGCAAGGCCUCGAGCUGUCAUGGUCUCUCGUUUAACUUUUUACUGUGAGGGAUUGCUUUUGAGGAAUCUACAAUCUCGGAUUAUCGACCGAAUUAGUUGGCUACCUGAAAAAUAUUUUCAUCCUUAAGCCAUGAGCCUGUCACUCAAAAGCACUACAAUCAAAGUUUGCACAAACACCUAUUGUGAAUUACAGUAGUGGAAAAAAAAAAUAGUAUCAUAUCAAGGAGGAACCGCUGAAAAGCGUUUAUACUGGGAUGGGCACACUUUACUGUUGAACACAAAAACAACAACAGUUAAGUACAAAAUUGUCAGAAUCAAACCCGGCCUGUACAGCCACACAAUAGAAAGGAAUAAAGUAAAUAAUCCACAGUGAAGUAGUGAUUUCUUAGCCAAAGGUCUGUGGCUGUUAUCUGCAGACUCGAACGUUCAUUUUUAGACCCCCUUCACAGCAUAAUAUACUGACUUAUUAUCCUUCCCAAAGAACUAAACGGUAGCCAGCAAUCUAAUAUACAAUUAAAAAAUGGGUUUAGGGUUUGGAAGAGAGAGAUUUUAAAGUAAAGCUUUUCAUAAAUUUUAGGAUGCCGCUUUUCAGGGGUUUUGAAUGCACGGUCAAUAAGAUCAACAUUUCCAUAACAAAAUCGCACGAGCGGCUUAAGUCAUCCAGACGCAGAUUUUUUUUUUAUUAUUAAUGAUAUUUUAUGAGAUUUAACCUUUUUCAAAUAUCUAACAUAUCUUGAGAUUUAUUUGUGCAGAAUAAAGUUUCAAUUAAUCAGCUGAAUUAAUCUUAAUCUUUUAUUUUUUCAGGUUACAGCCUCCUAAGUGAAAUAUCUGCUACGUUAUCGUGGAUAGAAUGCAGCUUGAUUUCACUUGGUCGACCCUUGCAAUUGGUUUUUUGGCUCCUGUUGUUGGCCUGAUUAUUCUUUUUGGAAUCAUUGGGAACAUUCUUGUUAUCAUCGUUCUGUGGCAGCAACAACGUCGAUCUCGCCGGACAAGUGCAAACUUUUUCCUCAUAAAUCUCGCUGUUGCGGACAUUCUCGCCUCUGCUAAUCUUAUAUUUAUGCUGGCGACGAUCCUCAAUCAAGGGGAAUGGCUGUUCGGAGAGGCGUUUUGUAAAAUAAAUGGUUUCCUGACUGUUCUGUUGGGUGCCGCGUCGCUGUUAACACUGUGUGCUAUCAGCGUAAACAGGUAUUUCAAAAUCGUGGAAGAGGGAAAGUAUAAUCUUAUUUACACUAAAAGCAACACCCUGAAAAUCCUAGUAGCUACCUGGUUUCUUCCAUUUGUGCUAUCGAUUGCGCCGAUAUUUGGCUGGUCUGAACACGAGUACCAAGUCGGGAAAUGCGUCUGUCAUUUCCUCUUCGGACGGAGCAUAUCUUACACGCUCACGUUCUCCACUUUCAUCGUGGUCCUGCCUUUCAGCAUUAUUCUCUUUUGUUAUUUGAAGAUCUACAAGAUUAUCAAAGCGCACGGAGCGAUGAUCGGAAACCUUCGGCGAAGUCAGCCCGCUGUUCACGUAGAAGACAUCAAAAUCGCCACUACAUUGUUCAUUGUGAUUGUGGUAUUCGUCAUUUGCUACAUCCCCGCUAGUGUAAUCAACAUUCUGGACAUGGCUAGCCUUGGAUUCAAGAUUCCUCAUUGGCUGGACAUGUUGUCGUUUGUUCUGGUGGUCUCUAAUCAUGCUAACAACCCAAUCAUUUACAACGCCCUCAAUCGUUCUUUCAGGCAGUCAUUUCGUGAGGUCUUACAUAUAGGAUCUUCUGGAAGGCCGCGAGCUCCAAGCAGAAGCGCUAGCAGAACCAGUUCUAAAAACACUAUCCCGCGUGGUUUACAAGCCAACGGGGUAAUGCAAAAACCUCCCAGCAAUCCUUGUUACCAACACUCGCACUCCUCAAGUGAAAAGUAUACUCCUGAGAUCAUUGAAUACGAGGACUAUAAUCACGACGAGAAAGUUCCGGGAACAUGUUGUCCGCACAAAUCUUCAGAUUGUUAA